Endocarpon pusillum Z07020 is the source of this 762-nucleotide messenger RNA. RefSeq lists its product as uncharacterized. NCBI's taxonomy places the organism in Eukaryota, Fungi, Ascomycota, Eurotiomycetes, Verrucariales, Verrucariaceae. Bases 1 to 762 code for a protein of 253 amino acids. The record is from RefSeq and is a predicted model, not a curated record. The transcript has a single exon.
AUGUCCACUUACACGAUCAAGCAGGGUGAUACCCUUUUUGAAAUCGCAAAGAAAUCCAACAUCUCCUUGGAACAGCUCGAAGCCGCCAACCCUGGCCUUGACCCCAAGAAACUCCAGCUAGGCCAGGUUAUCAAACUUCCUAGCAAGAGCAACAAUGGAGGCAAUCAAGGCGGUCCGCAGAAUCCAGCAAAAGGCAUCCCAGGAUCGCACGGUGGUACCAACGGCGGUGGGAACUAUGUGAACUAUGGCGGUCCAGCGUCAAAUUUCCCCAAUCCAUCGCAAUGGGCGACUUAUGACUUCCUCUGGAAGCAAAACUAUCGUCUAAUGAAGCUCAACGACUCGGACAGCGAGGUCGCUCAGAUUCACCAGGCAAUUGAGAAAGUCGCUUCAGAAUCAGGGGUCGAUGUGCGCGUUAUUCUUUGCAUCAUCAUGCAGGAGUCGGGAGGCAAUGUGCGUGUUCGAACGACAAACAACGGGGUCCGGAACCCAGGGAUCAUGCAGUCACAUAACGGGGUCGAGUUUGAUCCUGCGAAGCCCGCUGCUAGCAUUUUGCAGAUGGUCAGGGAUGGGACAGAGGGUACAAAAAGUGGACCUGGAUUGAAGCAGCUGAGAGCCAAGCAUGGAAACUAUUAUACAGCUUUUAGAGCUUAUAAUUCAGGAUCUGUGAACGAGAAGGACUUAAACGACCCUGUGGGUGCAACAGCGGAUUAUGUGCAGAAAACCGCAAACAGACUGAUGGGUCAUUCUUGGAAAGGGAUGUGA